This is a messenger RNA of Periconia digitata, 597 nucleotides long. NCBI's taxonomy places the organism in Eukaryota, Fungi, Ascomycota, Dothideomycetes, Pleosporales, Periconiaceae. The record is from the annotation of a GenBank genome assembly.
CCAUUUCCCAAGGUGCCCUGCUGACACACCUGAAUAAUGGCCAAGACUAAGGCGAAAAAGAGUGCUGUUAAUGGUAGCAGCAGCAUCUGGAGUCGUAAGAGAGAUUUGGUCUAUCUUGUCUUCUUUUUGGUGCACGUUCCUGUCAUGCUGUGUUUCGACCUAACACACUACUACCCUUCCCCCAUUAAACCAACCUGGAUGACCUCGCUGCGAACAUGGUACAUCGCCACCUACGGCGACCGUUUCUUCUAUGCUCCACCCGCAUACUUCCCCCUCUUCACCCUCCUCGAACUAACCUAUCACCUCCCCUUCACGCUCUGGGCCAUCCCGGCCCUCGUCCGCAACGAUCCCCGCAUCCCCCUCGCGCUGCUCGUCUUUGGCCUUGAAACGAGCUUGACCACUUUUGUGUGUUUGGCGGAUAUGCUGAGUUGGGCCGAGUUGAGCAGUAAGCAGAGAGGGUUUGAAGGGUUGGGCGGCAUGUAUGGCGGGUAUGCUGCGCUCGCUGUUUUUAUGGUUGUGGAUUGCUAUCUUCGUCUUGAUGCGAUUUUGGCGAGGCAGAAGGGGAUUGCGCCUGUUACGGAAAAGAAGACUAGGUAA